This is a messenger RNA of Pantherophis guttatus, 1089 nucleotides long. It is a transcript of the gene OLIG3, whose product is annotated as oligodendrocyte transcription factor 3. NCBI's taxonomy places the organism in Eukaryota, Metazoa, Chordata, Lepidosauria, Squamata, Colubridae. Gene Ontology annotation, cellular component: nucleus. Gene Ontology annotation, biological process: positive regulation of transcription by RNA polymerase II; sensory organ development; axon development. Gene Ontology annotation, molecular function: E-box binding; DNA-binding transcription factor activity, RNA polymerase II-specific; protein dimerization activity. The record is from RefSeq and is a predicted model, not a curated record.
UCGGGUCUCCCGGAGAGGGAGAGGGAGAGGGAGGGCUGCAGCAUCCCUGGCCGGCCGGCCCCCUUUUCGGACUCCUCUUUCCUGGCCAGAGGCGUUGAGUACAGUGCGGCGGCUGCUGCCUUGGGUGCCUCUUCUCCUUCCCCGAGCAGGGAAGCCUCUCCCGCCCCAGCCUUCCCGCCUUCCCAGCCCAGACCAUGAAUUCUGACUCCAGCUCCGUCUCCAGCAGAGCUUCCUCUCCGGACAUGGAAGAGAUGUACCUGAGGGACCACCACCACCACCAUCACCACCACCACCAUUCGGUGUCUUCCACCCAGAACGAAGUGGGCCAGAAGGGCUCGGGCGAGAGCCUUUCCCGGGGCGGCGCCAAGGGCUCGGCGGGCGAGAGCAGCAAGUACAAAAUCAAGAAGCAGCUCUCGGAGCAGGACCUCCAGCAGCUGCGGCUGAAGAUCAACGGGCGGGAGAGGAAGCGCAUGCACGACCUCAACCUGGCCAUGGACGGGCUCCGCGAGGUGAUGCCCUACGCCCACGGGCCGUCGGUGCGGAAGCUCUCCAAGAUCGCCACGCUCCUCCUGGCCCGCAACUACAUCCUGAUGCUCACCAGCUCGCUGGAAGAGAUGAAGAGGCUGGUGGGGGAGAUUUACGGCGGCCACCACGCGGCUUUCCACUGCGGGACUGUGGCCCACGCCGCCGGCCACCCGGGCCACGCCGCCGGCGCCGUUCACCCCAUCCUGGGCGCCGCCCUGGCGCCUCCCAGCAGCGCUUCCCUGCCCGGCCUCGGCGCGCUCCGGCCGCCCCAUUCCUUGCUCAAGACGCCGCCUGCCCCGCCCGCCCUUCAGCUCACCGGAGGGGGCGGCGGGGGCGGCGGAGGGGGCUUCCAGCACUGGGCCGGCCUGCCUUGCCCCUGCAGCAUCUGCCAGGUGCCCCCGCCUCCGCAUCUGGCCGCCCUCCCCACUCCCACGGCCGGCCUGGCCCGCCUCUCCACGGAAGCCAAGGACUUGCUUAAGUAAGAACUGGGCAGGUCCGGCACCCAAAAUCAGCUGGGCCCUUUGCCGACUGCGAGGGGUGAGCGGAGUCCGAGCAGCUCAUCCU